Molecule: messenger RNA, 4529 nt
Organism: Trichoplusia ni (cabbage looper)
Lineage: Eukaryota; Metazoa; Arthropoda; Insecta; Lepidoptera; Noctuidae
Gene: PIG-G
Product: GPI ethanolamine phosphate transferase 2
Exons: 13
Coding region: 706-3804 (1032 amino acids)
Biological process (GO): GPI anchor biosynthetic process
Cellular component (GO): endoplasmic reticulum membrane
Source: RefSeq, a predicted model, not a curated record
GUCACUGUCACUGGAGCUGUCUGAACUUCUGUUUCUGCUGUUUGUCAAAAGUUCAUUCAAAAUAACAAAAAUCGAUUUCGCUAUCACCGGAAUUCCCGAUCUUUGUAUUUGAUUUGUUACUUCAGAAUGUAUGUGUUUAGGAAAUAAUUGAUACAGUAAAUCAAUAAUCUUGAAUAUUUAACGUCCAAAUAAAAACACCAACGAUUUCGGACCAAAUUAUCACCAUCAAAAUCAAAUAACCUAGAUUUACCGGCAAAAUAGUGUUGUGAUGUGAUGCAUUGUUGAUAACAUCAGGCUAUCUGUCAAUGAUAAUAAAUAUAAGAGGUUAAAAAAAUCCCAUAUCUUUGUUGCUCAAGUCAGAAAGAUAAAACGACGGCGAUUAAAAUAACAAUAAAUUAUAAUUAUAUAGUCUUCGUUCUUCCUUUCAGUAAAUUCGACUCUGUUGUAAACUGACAACCUUAUCGUGACUAUCUGUUCGGUUCUGAUAAAAGGUUUGCAGACACACAUCGGCGUGUAUGUAUCAAACCUUAUCCUCAUUACACAAUGCGGUUUCCUAUAAUUCAAGUAGUACAUAAUAUAUGAAACAUUGUCGAAGCGAAAGCGUGUUUACGUAGCGUAAAACUCGCCGAGUGCCGGUAAACUUUAAUGAGAAUUAGUGUUCGAGUUAGUUUUUAAGUUGUUGGAUCGCGGCAAAGGUCGAUCAUCAUGCUGCCGUGGAUACAGCACCGAUGGACCAGCCUUUGCCUCCUUGUUGCGGGCUUUGGAACCUUGAUGUUGUUCCUGUAUGGAUUUUUCCCACUGAAAUAUCAUUCAGGAAAAUUAUCAAGUAUUGAUGAUCUGCCAAACUUUAUUGAUGGUAUCAGUAUUGAUGGCCAGCAAGUAUACAACUCUGGGGAAAACAGUGUUAUUCUGAUGGUGAUUGAUGGAUUGCGGUAUGACUUUGUCACUGAAGAGUACAUGCCAUAUACUGGACAGUUGCUCAAGAACAAGUCUGCAUGCAUUUAUGUAUCCGUUGCUGAGCCUCCUACAGUUACCAUGCCUCGGAUCAAGUCACCAGAACGUAAGAAGGAAAAGGCACAGUGGAGGCGCACAAUAAACUUCUGGCGGGAUAUAUUUGCUAUGAUGACGGGCAGUGUAUCAACAUUCGCGGACGUAGCGCUUAACUUUGGCGCUCCUGCCGUUCGUGGAGACAGUGUGUUGCGUGUCGCCAACGCUAGAGGGCGCCGCACCGUCAUGUACGGUGACGAUACAUGGCUCAGACUGUUCCCUGGACUCUGGACGGAAUCUGAUGGCACCACGUCGUUUUAUGUUACGGAUUAUACUGAGGUGGACAACAAUGUAACAAGGCAUUUAGAGAAGGUCUUAAGACCAGAUAACAAUAAAGAGCCAUCAUUCGACUUUCUGGUACUACAUUACUUGGGUUUAGACCACAUAGGACAUCUAGAGGGCGCUAGGAGUCCUAAAAUAAAACCCAAGCUGAUUGAGAUGGAUCAAGUUGUAAAAAAAAUUGUCACUGCCAUGCAACAAUGGGACCGUAACGGCGUCCUGAUAGUGUGCGGUGACCACGGCAUGCGCGACGCGGGCGGCCACGGCGGCGCCACGCCCAGCGAGGUGCUCGUGCCGCUCGUGUUGCUGCGGGGGAAGGACUUCGAGUGUCCGCAUCCUGUGGGCCCGGGCCCCACAGUAGCGCAGGUGGACGUGGCGCCAUCUGUCGCGUGGCUGCUGAACGCGCCGCCGCCCGGCGACAGCGCGGGACGGCUGCUGCCUGCUCUACUGCCGCAGGAUACACGACAACACCUGUACUUGCUGCAUGUCAUAGCUCAUCAUAAUGCCAAACAGUCGCUGCCCACUGAUACUGAAUUCUACAAACAAUUCGAGCGCGCUGAGAAACAGUUCGCCCACUACCUGGUGACCGGCCAGCAGAGCGCCGCCAAGAUCUCCAAAGAGUUCUACGAGGAGUCUCUUGAGAAGAUGGCCGCCUACCUUACUGGGACUACCACGGAGUUCGAUAUCUUUGCCAUAGUGACUGCCGUGGUUAUGCUGUACUUGAUCGCAACAUCCCUCCUGUGCGUGACCCUGUACAGCUUCCAGCCGGACACACGCCGCAGGGACAGCGUCUCCCACCACCACCAGCAGCGCUCCCACGCCGGGACCAUCAUCGCCUUCCUCAUCAUCCUCGUCAUCUCCAACUUCAUCCUAGUCACCGCCUGCUUUAUCACUGAAACCAAGAGCCAAGUCUGCACCUUCGAUCCUCCAUGGAUCCUGGCCUUCUUGCUGCUGUCAAUAGCGUUAACAGUCACAUACUUCUUAAUAAAAACAGGAUUUGAAAGGAUUAAAGACUUGAGUCCGUUAAACGAUUUGAAUGCGAUCGAUUACCUGUUGAUCUUAGGAACGUUAUUCCAUAGCUGGUCGUUCUUCGGGACAAGUUUUAUUGAAGAGGAACAUAUGACUUGGUAUUUCUUUUGGAAUACGUUAAUGUUCUUUGUGCUGGUGAAGACGUUGAUGGUGUUCACGUUGUACGUGAGUAAGCUGUGGGUGGGGGCUACUGAGGUGCAGGACAAGCCGGAGCUCAAACUCAGGAUGGCCAACGUCGGUGUCGGGAUACUGCCUAAAUGGGUGUUGCUCAUCGCGUUACAUAGGUACUUAAGAACAAUGAACCAGACUGGCGACCGCUGGCUGUUCUUACCGGACACGGCUGACUGGCUGAAUGCUCCGGAAAAUUCGAUGUACCUUCAAGCUCACUUAGUUAUAGGAACACUAGCAACAUUAAAAAUAUGUCUUGGAAACCUCCGCCACAUGAACAACAUAGUUCACAUUCACUCUGGCUUUACCAUCGCAGCUGUAUUCUGCAUAUUAUGCUACAGAAUCGCCUCUGGUGCUUUAGAUACACCACUGAUAGCCGCUAAUUGGGAUCCAGUCUUUAUAGUCGACAUUUUCUGGGCAAUACUCAUAGCACAAUUCGCCUUCGAGUUUAUAUCAUACAUCGGCGCAUUCAAAAACUGUGGCCUCAAACCUAUAGAAACAAAAACACCUGAUAGUAACAAGUUUGUGUAUAACAAGCCGAAAGCGAAAACUGAGGACUAUUUCUAUGACUCAAUGAUUGAGGAACCAUGGAAUGUUGAUGAAGUGAAAUUGAAUUUUGUUCGGUCGGCUUCAUAUAUUAUGGUGAACGAUUUGAUGUUGAUUGUCAUCUUACUAAUGAGGCCACAUAAUGUUAUCAUGGUCCCGAGUAUUUAUAUGACGUGUGUGCUGACGUCACAGUGCAUGGACCAUAAGCUAUUGGACUCUAAGUCUAUCAGGAAGACUGAUGUGGUCGAUGUGUUGAGCAGGACGCUGGUGCAUAUGUGGAUUGGGAUCGUGUUUUUCUUUUAUCAGGGUAACUCCAACAGCCUGUCGUCGGUGGACCUGGGCUCGGGCUACGUGGGGCUGCGCGCGUACUGCCCGGCGCGCGUGGCGCUGCGCAUGGGGCUGCACGCCUACGCGGGGCCCGCGCUCGCGGGCGCGCUGCUGUUCGCGGCCAUCGCCAGGGAGGCCCACUCCUGGCAGCAGUACUUGAAAACAGUAUGGCGUGCUACCAACAUACUCUCCUUACACCGAAUCUACGCCGUAGCAGUGUACUGCAUCGUAGCGACAGUCUUCCGACACCACUUGUUCGUAUGGAGCGUAUUCUCCCCAAAACUCCUCUAUGACUUCGUAGCAACCGUGUUCAGCAUUCAGGCGCUAGUGACUAUCGCGCAAAUAGAAAUGUUAGCCCAUAUUACGAAUAUGUUAGCUAGAACGUUCACGUAUAAGUCAAGACUGUGAUAUACUUAGGUAGAUAGCACAUAAUGAACUAUUUUUCAAGGUUAUCUAUGAGUGAUUUGUAAGACUUUUACCCGGGUUCUGGAAAGCUGAUUGAUUUGAUUGCGUGAUACUAAAACAUUAAUAUAAAACGAAUAAAAACGCUUUUGUGUUGAACAGCGUUCGAGAAGCCGGCUGCUAUACGCAUGUUGCUUGCCAUGGAUAUCGUGUGAUGCGUAUUAGUACUUACGUCCAAUGAUAAGUUUUAUUUAAUAUUUAUGUUUAAUUUUAUGUUGGGUUUGUUUGAGUACAAGCUCUUAUGUGAGGGACGAUUGACUAUUUAAGUUAAGGUACAAUAAAUAAGAAUAUAGUAUAAGCAAUGUUUUGGCAGACAUUAAGUUGUGCUUUAAAGAAAGCACAAUAUCAAGUUUUUUAUGGUGCCAUUGAAAAUAACUUGUGUACCCUGAUAAAAGAAAUAUGGAUAGAGAUGAUUUUUUGUGUGUUUAUUUAUAUACCAUUCCAUGAACAAAUAACAUUUAAUUAAAUUUAUAUUUUUGUAUUCGUUAUUCCAUACAAGAUUGUUGUUAUAAAAAUAAAACGAAAAAAUAAAUAACAUUUUUUUAUUAGUGUAAGUGUAUAUUGGAACCACCACUUUUUUGUUUAUUUUUUAUUUUUAUUGACAUUUUUAUUCUAUAGGAAUCGUAAAGACCCCUUACCAAACCAAUGACCUAAAUAAACCUAAUUUUACA